Messenger RNA from Rhipicephalus sanguineus (brown dog tick), 1810 nucleotides. RefSeq names its product venom metalloproteinase antarease-like TtrivMP_A. Gene Ontology annotation, molecular function: metalloendopeptidase activity. The transcript has 14 exons. Gene Ontology annotation, biological process: membrane protein ectodomain proteolysis. The coding region runs from base 36 to 1646 and encodes 536 amino acids. NCBI's taxonomy places the organism in Eukaryota, Metazoa, Arthropoda, Arachnida, Ixodida, Ixodidae. The record is from RefSeq and is a predicted model, not a curated record.
AAUUUUCCGAGUCCCAAGACAAAACACAGUGUAAGAUGGGUAUUUCUAGACAAGAAAUAGUUGUCUCCGGUACCCUUUUGUUCGCUCUGCUUUGGACAACACCUCAUGCAGAAACCCUAGUGUACCCAAGGCUUCUCGAAAGCAGGACUGACGACGUCGACUUCUUGCUGCACGUCCGUGCGGGCCUCACUCUUAACCUUCGCAAGAGUUCAAUACUUGCAAAAGACUUCGUCAUUACAUCAUCCACUGACGCUGGAACAGACAACGUGGUCCUAAACGGAUCAGAGCUCGAACAGGACUUGUACCACAACACAGAGCACCGUUCUUCACUUCUCGUCAAGAGAAAACAAAAUGGCGUGGAGGUGAGAGGAAUCUUGAACGAUCAACUCAGGAUCACGCCGGCUUUUCUUGCCCAACGGUCCGAUGAAGGUCUCAUUCCUCACGAAGUAUUUACAGUGGAAGAAAGAUCAAGCACUUCUAGGAAUCUAACUGAACAUUCCAAGAAUGAAAAGUGCGUGACGGAGAACACGACAAGUGCUGGCAAAAGAAGUAAAAGCAACUGCAUUGAUGAAUUUGUUGUCGAGCUCUGCAUGGCAGCGGGGCCCUCAUACUGGCGUGCCUUCAAUGAAACUGAAGAUCUCGUCACCUAUAUAGCGACGGCAAUGAAUGCGGUUGCCCUAUGGUUCAUUGAACUGGAGGAUCCAGCGAUAAGGUUGCAGCUUAAUAGAAUUAUCAAACAUGAGUGCGAUUCCAUCGCUGGCAGAAGUGUCUGCGGACAAACACUCUACGAGCUACGCAAACACAACACCUGUGCAGCUGAGAUACUCGACGCAUUACAUGCUACCGUAGGCCUGGCAAAUCAAUGCGAUUUGAAAGAUUGCGACCUUGUUCUGCAGCUUACCAGGGGCGACCUGGCGAUGGAGGUCAACAGGACACAUAUCAAUAGGAAAGUUCAAGGUGUGACAAACUUCGGCGGAGUUUGCACAAACCAUAGUGCUGCAGUUGCAGAAGAUGAACCACGGACGUUCAGCGGAGUAUCUACGAUGGCUCAUGAGAUCGCACAUGCACUAGGGGCGAGUCACGACGGGGAAAAUCAAACACUUCCUAUCGACGGUUAUCCACAUGCGCUUAACUGUUCGUGGCAAGAUGGAUACUUGAUGAGCUCAUCGGGUGAAGGAAAGAAUAUGCAGAGGCUUUCAAACUGCACACAGGCCCAAAUCAAGUUUCUGGUCGAAACUUUGCCGGACUCUUGCAUACAGGUCGAUACAAAAGCCAACUACUCGAACGAUUAUUAUCCCGCGCAGAACAUGACUCCAGAAACAUUUUGUCGAAAGAAGCAUCCUCAACAUGAAGGUGUACAGGCGUAUAACCUAAGUGACACUGACUACCAAGAGUGCAAAAUAGACUGUUGCUGGAAGUUAAGCUUCGACAAUAUCCAAGCACGGGACGUCAUUAGUGUUGAAGACUCCGAUUAUUACGACAGUUCCUACGAAUACACAGGUCUCAGGGAAUGUCAGCGGCACCAUAUGCUGGAAGCAAUGUCGUGUGGCGAAAACAAGACGUGCUGGCGAGGUGUUUGCGGUGAACAUAACUGGACCGAGAUAUACAACAAGUACCAUACUGAACGCGCAUUCAAAACUCGAUAAUUUCUCUUACGCUACAAAUCGUACGACUCAACAAAGCACGACGUUACUUAUGCUGCUUUUGCGAACUCCAGCUUCAAGAAACAAAUAAGCCUAGAUUAUGAAUGCCAUAGAAGCGGAAAACAAAGAGGGAGCCGUGGAACAACGAUAAUAAAUGUUUUUAUAUG